GAGAUUGAGGGGGAGGAGCUACAGCACGGCGAAUAGAGAAUGGAUCGACGAAGCAAAUCCAUUUUUCUGAAGUUCCAGUCGGAGUGAGCCUGCGAGCAUGUCUGACAAGGCAGAGGACAAAUGCGAAGGAAGUGUCGCUAAAGACAACAGAACAGCCACAGACCGGGCGGCUUGUACGGAGACCCUAACGGAGACAGAUGCCUUCAUCCGAAGCUCUUUUGACUUGGAUCCUACAGAGGAGUACAAGAUGGACAACAAACGACGAGGCCUCGCGCUCAUCUUUAACCAGGAGCGAUUCUUCUGGCGCCUGGGGUUAAAUGACAGGCAUGGAACCAAUGCUGACCGCUACAACCUGGAGAGAAGACUGAGGGAGCUAGACUUCGAAGUGAAAAUUUACGAGAACUACAAACUGGUGGAAGUCUUUGAUAAAAUCAGUGAAGCCGCCGAGGCCGACCAUUCGGACGUGGACUGCUUUUUACUUGUCUUCCUGAGUCACGGCGAGAAUGAUCACGUUUACACCUAUGAUGGAAAGAUAAGCAUUCAAGAUAUCACAUCCCUGUUCAAAGGAGAUAAAUGCAAGAGCCUGGUGGGAAAGCCAAAGAUCUUCAUAUUACAGGCAUGCCGCGGAGACAAGCAUGAUGAUCCGGUAACUGCCUGCGAUGCCGUGGACAGUGAGCUGAAGACGAACGAGGUGGUGGUGGACGCCAGCGCUGUGCACACCCUCCCUGCUGGGGCUGAUUUCAUCAUGUGCUACUCGGUGGCUGAAGGUUACUAUUCCCACCGAGAGACCAUAAACGGCUCCUGGUACAUCCAGGAUCUGUGUGAGAUUCUCCAGAAGUAUGGGAAGUCUCUUGAAUUCACAGAAUUGCUCACGCUGGUCAACAGGAAAGUGUCCAUGAGGAGCGUUGGGAACAGUGUUGACCGGAAGGCCAUUGGGAAGAAGCAAGUACCUUGUUUUGCUUCAAUGCUCACGAAGAAACUCUACUUCCGACCAAAAAAGUAACAAAUAUCAGACGUCAGUCAUAAAACUGGGUUUAUAAUACUGCUUGGGAUUUUAAAGAAUUUUUCUCUAGUCCUCUACUGUCUGUUGAUUAUAAACACUAUUAUUAAUGAACAAUCAUCCGACUGGAAGCCUACAGUGAAAUGAGUGCUUACAAAAUAACUGGAACAUCCACCUAAGAAAUCUGACCAUUCGCUUAAACUUUAUGCCAAGUUAAAAUUUUGGUUUCAUUUCUGUCGUGAAGAUUCAUUUGUAGAAACCAGAUUUCUUGGCUGGUUAAAACCUCAGUUUGUUUCCAGUUUUCGCAUUUACGUGACAGAGAAUCAAGAUGGGGAACGUAUCUGUGGCAGCGGUAUGGUAGAGGAAAUGGAACUGCUGACCAGCUGAUGUUGCCGUAUCUACCCAUCUGCGCCUGGUUUCUCAUGCUAAUCUGGUUUCUUGUGCGAUUGGGAACAUCAUAAUGCAGUUUCAUACAACAGUCAAAGUUAGACCGGAAUAUUGCAGGACCAAUCUUUUCUCAUUACAGCUACAUGUAUGCAUUGAUUGAUAUGGGUGGGGAAAAAAGGUGCUCUUUCUAUCACCAACUUGUAACACUAUGAUUUGAAUUUUUUGCAACUGAAAUGCCAACUCGAAAUCGAGGGCAAUUCAGAAGACCAUAACCGUAACUUAUGGCCUUGUUGUACUCGACUGCGUUAUGUUUGAAGGUGUUCCUCUUAUUUUGUCCGGCCCUUGUUCAGUUUUGCACUUUCAAGAAAUUGCUUUUAAACCGCAUGAUUAUUAUGGACCAUAUUCUAUGUUAGAUACUUUUUCUUAGCCUUUUGUCACAUUUUUUGUUUUUGCUUGAUUAAUCCAAUGUAAGCUACUGUGGUACCACGCAACUGACUCAAGAAGCCAUAAAAGACAUUUGUGGUGGCCUUACCCAGGGAAGCUUAUCUCAGGCAAAACAUUGUCUCAGGGAAAGCUGGAGAUGUCACUUGAGUUUGGUUGUCUUGACGUUUGAGUCGGACGCAGGAGUGUCUACAAGGCAGACAAGUUCUUUCCAACUUAACUGUGACUUGCGAGGCAGGUGACAUAACAGCAUGACAAUCAGGUACAUCUAAUGAUUUUGUUCAUACUGACUUUUAACGCUUUUUGUUUUUUGGUCUUUUUAAGAAGCAAUGGCCAUGCAACAUCUCUCAUACCAGACUGUUCAGACACCACAUCGACAUGCUGUUUGUUAAGCUCGCUCCAUCAAAAAGGGAAUUUAUAUUUGUGCUGUUGUUUGUGUCUUAGGAGUUUAAUGAUGCAUAUUUGCACCCAUAAUGUGAGCAAACACCAGCGUGGAGAGUACCUCAGGGAGGAGGGGUUAUUGUUUGUAAAAACUGUGCUGGACUUUAAAUACUUCUGUGUCACAUGAUCUAUGACUCAGGAAAAAAAAUCCCAAAGUGACCAGCCUCCACUUGUGUGUCUUACUCUUAUUACUUUGUACAGUAAAAUCUUGUGAGUGUGUGUGUGUGUGUGAAAGAGAGAGAGAGAGAGUGAGCGAGUGUUUUUUCCUCCAUACACUGCUCUCUGCAUUUGAGGUCAGAGACAUUCAUUAACAUUUCAGUACACAGACAUUCAUCAGAUUGUUGCACAAAACAACAGUACACCCACAUGUACCAGUCAGGUCAGGCUAUUGACUCACUGAAUUUAAAUCUUAUAUAAAAUCACCUCAUGGCACCAUAGGCUUACAAUAUGAACAAGAAACAAAUUAUAAUUUCCUAUACAGGUGGUCUUAUAUCCAGCUUAAAAUCCAGACAUAAUAAAGAAGCUACCAUGGCAGCCUCUGUUGAGCUCUGACCAACUCUGAGUCACAGUAUUUUUCUUAGUAUGAAAGCUUGCAUUUUGAGCUAUAUUUCAUGUUUGUAUUGGAGAUCUAUGGUGGCCUGCUUGUUUAUGAGUGAUGCCAAUCAGAAGCCUAACGUGAUUGGUCCAUGUCUAUAGGUGAGCAAAAGUUGAGCUUUUCUGAUGCUCCUUUUGAGGUGACAUGUGUUCACCUGUGCCCUAAAAUUGUUCACAAAUGUCAAUCGUCUGAAGUAACUCAGGAUUAUUUGUCUACCAACCUUGUCUACAAUCACAACACAUUUAAGAUUUCCAUAACAAGACAUGAGUCAGACGGGAGGUUGUCCCAGUGUCAGGAAAUACUUUUUAUUUCAAUAGUCCUCAGGGUCUGUAUGUCUGUCAAAGAUUUCAUUGGCAUCAUUAUCAAGACUGUAAACAAAACACAGAAUGAUGUGGAUUCCUGGUAAAAAGGUGCUAUUAUCAAAAUAAAGCAGAAAAUUUGUUUUUGCUCUGGA
Scatophagus argus is the source of this 3318-nucleotide messenger RNA. Its product is annotated as caspase-6-like. Bases 98 to 1003 code for a protein of 301 amino acids. The record is from RefSeq and is a predicted model, not a curated record. Lineage: Eukaryota; Metazoa; Chordata; Actinopteri; Scatophagidae. Gene Ontology annotation, cellular component: cytoplasm. The transcript has 8 exons. Gene Ontology annotation, biological process: apoptotic process; proteolysis.